Messenger RNA from Seminavis robusta, 1449 nucleotides. The record is from the annotation of a GenBank genome assembly. NCBI's taxonomy places the organism in Eukaryota, Bacillariophyta, Bacillariophyceae, Naviculales, Naviculaceae.
AUGGCAUCUCUGCCAUCCUCUUCCCAAGAUCUCGUUGUCUUGACUCCGUCAUCGCCAUCUGAGUUUGCCAGUGCCAUUACCAGUCGAUGCUACAAUGCCAAACGUCCCGCACGCGACUGUUACCCUGACAUCAUUUUCCAAGCCAAAUCCGUAGCGGCCGUGCAAACAGCUGUCCGGUAUUGUGUUGACCGAAAGUUGAAAAUUUGCGUUCGAUCGGGAGGACACAACUGGGAAGGUUCCUGGUUACAGGGAUCGGGAACGGCUCUACUAGAUGUCGGUGAUUUGAAUUCCAUCGAACUGCACCAGGCAGAUAAAUCCGUCCAUGUGGGGCCGGGUGCCACGGGCAGUGCUAUUGUCCAAGCUUUGGCUCCUCACGACUUGUUCUUUCCAGGUGGUCAUUGUGAUGGAGUGGCCAUUGGUGGAUUUCUCUUGGGUGGUGGCUAUGGAAUUGGGUUUCCCAAAUACGGCAUGGGAUCCACGUGGGUAUCGCAGGCCCGUGUCGUUUUGCCCGAUGGAAGUGUCGUCACGGCAUCCUCCUCCCAUGAGAAAAGUGAUCCCAAACAAGCCGCCAUUUUGCAUCUCAUUCGAGGUGCCUACACCGCGUUCCCAGGUGUGAUUACCAGUUAUACACUGGGACCCUCGCUGCCUACAAAACCCAAAGGAGUCAUGAGUGGCACUCUGUUUUACAAACUCACCGACUGGCCAAAGGCAUUCGACUUGGCCAAAACAAUCCACAAGGAUGGCAAUGAUGCGAUUGAAAUCACGAGUGUCAUGACCUAUGCACCUCCGGCUGUCCAAGAGGCUACUGGCGAGUCCAUGGUCACUCUGUUGGGACUCAUGAUUUGGGGUGACACACCAGAGGAAAGUUGGGAGUUGUGGAAGCGAUAUGGUAGCACAGCAGAAGGACUGCUGGUCCCACCGGAGGAAAUGCCGACACAACUAGAGGCGGAAAACGUACCUGCAUUCUUCAAAGACUUGUAUCCCUCCAGCACGCGAUAUCAAACGCAAGUCUUUAUGGGUGACAAGGCCUUUGAAACCCUGCAAGGAACAGAGGAAAUGGAAUCUCUGAUACAACCAUUGGUGGAUAUGUGGAUGUCGGAUGACAAGCCGCCAGCACCAUCCCAUACGUUACUUGUGUGUGUUCAUCCCAACCUCAAAUCCAAGGUUCAUGGCAACCAGGAAUUGGCGUUGGGGUACACUCCCGACAUGGGGAUUCAAACCUACGCCAUGUACACGGAUGCUGGCCAAGACGACACAAUCAAGGAACAACUCGACAAGGCACAUGCCAAGUUUGUGGAAUGCGAUAAGUUUCACACAUCCUUGGUCGAAGGAGAAACAAAGCGGCAUGGCUAUGAAAGUGGUUUUGCUUGCCAUGAGGCCUUUCUCAAGACACGACAAUGCAUACAAUUGCUCGACCCUGAUGGAGUGUUUGCUGGAUGCCCCAAGUAG